AAGUAUUGAAGAAAUACACCAAAUUAUUAAUUCUGAUGCUGAGGAUAUUUUCGACGAAAAUGAUAGCGAUGAAGACUUUGUACCUAUCGCAGAAAAUGAAACGGACGAUUCAAAUACUUCAUCCAGUGAAAGUGAAGUAGAUGUCGGUUUUGAAGGUAGCAAUGCGACAGAAGAAGUCAAUUUGCCAAAUAUUUUAUCGAAAGAUAAGAGCAUAAUAUGGCAUGAUCAGCCACUUCCAAUUUCAAGAGGCAAAAGUCCUCGAAAUCAAUUUUUAUGUCGAAGUCCUGGCCCAUCAAAGUGUGCUAUUUCUAUGGUCACAGAUACAAAAUCCUCUUUUGAUAUUUUCAUGCCCUCAAGUAUAAAAAACAUAGUGGUAGAAAUGAGCAACAUCAGACAGUUGGAAAAUUAUAGACCUUAUAGAAUUGGAAGCAUACAUAGCAUUGCAAAUCUUAGCAGGAGUAUACAAAUCGCACAAUGAAAGUCUAAUUCAUUUGUGGGAUGAAAAUAAUGGCAAACCAAUUUUUCGGGCCACAAUGAGCUUGGAAAGACUUAUGAACAUAUCACGAUGCCUUCGUUUUGACUCCGCUGCAGACAGGGAUGAGAGAAGACAGCGUGAUAAAUUGGCACCUAUAAAAAAAAUUUGGGAUCAAUGGAAUCGGCAGCUCAGGUCAUAUUAUCACUUACAAGAAAAUGUAACAAUAGAUGAGCAGUUAGUACCUUUUCGUGGUCGUUGCAGCUUCAGGCAGUACAUUCCAUCGAAGCCCGCAAAAUACGGCUUAAAAAUAUGGGCUCUAUGUGAUUCAAAAAGCAAGUAUGCCUGGAGCAUGGAAGUUUAUUUAGGACGGGCAAGAAAUACGCAACCGGAAAGGAACCAAGGUGAACGUGUUGUUCUAUCCCUAUCAGAACCCCUUCCCAGAGGUCACACUAUUACUUGCGAUAACUUUUUUACGACGUACAAUCUCGCCGUUCAGCUACUUCGCAGGAACAUUACUUUAGUCGGUACUGUGAGUAAAAAUAAGCUUUUUUUGCCAGGAGAAAUUGUCGACAUGAAGGAAAAGAACAUUUCAGAAAGCAAAUUUUUAUUUACGGAGAAUGUAACUAUUGUAUCGUACGUCCCAAAACAAUAUAAAUUUGUUGUAGCAUUGAGCUCCCUUCACCAUUCUCCACUUGUUGAUGAGGGUGACAGAAAAAAACCUGAAAUAAUACUUCACUAUAAUAAAACAAAAGCUGGUGUGGAUGCGCAUGAUCAGCUGGUUGCUAACUACACAUGUAAACGUCAGACCAAACGUUGGCCAGUUGCCCUCUUUUCGAAUAUCUAUACUAAUAUUAUAAAGCUGAAGAGUUUGUUUGUUUGUUUGAACGCGCUAAUCUCCGAAACUACUGGUUCGAAUUGAAUAAUUCUUUUUGUGUGGGAUAGUCCAUUUAUCGUGGAAGGCUAUAGGCUAUAUAGCAUCACGCUGCGAGCGGAGAAACAGUGGUAAAAAAAAACGGGGGAAAUUAUUUAUCUUUGAGGGCUUCCGUUCCUUGCGCUGCGAAAGCGGUUUAUGAAAAUUUCGAAGAGACAACAUAUCUCAUUUACACAUUUGCCGACGGCAUUUUCAUUUCGGUAAUAUGAAAUUUAGAAGAGCGAGUAUUAAGACGGUUGUGUUGUGUUAUAUUAUGAAAAUAAAGCACAUUUUCAAAAUAACAUUUUUCCAAAAAAUUAGUAUGUAGUUUAAUAUUGUUAA
Bactrocera neohumeralis is the source of this 1727-nucleotide messenger RNA. RefSeq names its product piggyBac transposable element-derived protein 4-like. The coding region runs from base 534 to 1394 and encodes 286 amino acids. The record is from RefSeq and is a predicted model, not a curated record. The transcript has 2 exons. Lineage: Eukaryota; Metazoa; Arthropoda; Insecta; Diptera; Tephritidae.